AUGCUCGAAGAAACUAAAAUAAAAACAGUGCCUAGAGUUGUUGACAAUCAAAUAUUUUUAUUAAAUGGUCAUGUUUACAAUACGGUUAUAAAUGAUCACAACAACAACAAUGGUGCCACAAAUUAUGCUUAUGAAAACGGCACUGAAAAAGUGCAAAGUGGAAAUAUUAAAAUGAAAAAGAUUCAAAAUUCUAAAUUGAACAAUGGAAAUUUGUCAAAUAGUAGCAGCGAUGAUGAUGACGACGAAAAUGUAUACGAAAUAAAACCAUCGAAUGAUGAAACUGAAAUAUUACUUUCAGGAAAUAGUACUGAAAUCGAUCCACAUAUUCCUGAUCAUGAAACAUGGUAUGCAGUGGCCUUACAAGUUUUUAUCCCAUUUAUGAUUGCAGGUUUCGGUACAGUGGGAGCCGGACUCGUACUCGAUUAUGUUCAGAAAUGGCGAGUAUUUAAAGAAAUUCCUGAAAUUUAUAUAUUAGUACCAGCUUUAUUAGGUUUAAAAGGCAAUUUGGAAAUGACUUUAGCUAGUCGAUUAUCUACACAGGCAAAUAUUGGAAAUAUGGAUAAACGAAAAGAAUUAAUUAGUAUGGUGACUGGAAAUCUUGUUCUUACGCAACUACAAGCAAUCGUUGUUGGUUUUUUAGCAGCUUUAGUUGCUCUAGUCAUGGGCUGGAUUCCAGAUGGAAAUUUUUCAAUUCGGCAUGCUUUAAUUUUAUGUAGUAGUAGCGUUUCCACAGCAUCACUUGCUUCGUUGGCUUUGGGAAUAAUUAUGAUUUUUGUUAUUGUUUCGUCUCAUUAUUGUAAAAUAAAUCCGGAUAAUGUAGCCACGCCAAUAGCCGCUAGUCUUGGUGAUUUAACAACAUUGACAAUUUUAGCUAAUGUUUGUGCUAUUUUACUCAAAACGAUGGAAAAACACUAUUGGUUACCUAUUAUUAUCACAUGUCUAUUUCUCAUCGUUAUACCUGUUUGGAUCGUCAUAUCAUAUCGAAAUAAUUAUGUUCGAGAUGUUCUCUAUUAUGGAUGGUCACCGGUGAUUGCUGGAAUGUUGAUCAGCAGUGCUGGUGGUCUUAUUUUGGAUUUUGCAGUAGUACAAUUUCGUGGUCUUGCUGUUUUUCAACCAGUUAUUAAUGGUGUUGGCGGUAAUUUAGUUGCUGUUCAAGCUAGUCGUUUAUCAACAGCUCUACAUCGACAAACCAAACCUGGUAUAAUGCCUGCUGGUGUAAAAUCAGCAUGUCCUAAUCCAUUAAGUGUCUAUUUUUCUUCAAAAUGGGACUCAGUGACAACUCGUGUAUUAUUAAUUAUGGCUAUACCUGGUCAUCUUGUUUUUAUAUAUUUUAUUUCGAGAAUGGAAGCUGGUUAUAAUUUCGUUACAGUUACUUUUACAAUAUUAUAUCUUAUUGCUGCUUUAAUACAAGUUGCCAUCUUACUUUAUUUGGCGCAAUGGUUUGUAACUUUUGUAUGGAAACAUAAACGUGAUCCGGAUAAUGUUUGUAUACCAUAUUUGACAGCUAUUGGUGAUCUUUUAGGAACCGGUCUUUUAGCAUGUGCAUUUAUUAUUUUGUCGGUAUUUGAUAAAAAUGUUUAG
This is a messenger RNA of Didymodactylos carnosus, 1581 nucleotides long. NCBI's taxonomy places the organism in Eukaryota, Metazoa, Rotifera, Eurotatoria, Philodinida, Philodinidae. The record is from the annotation of a GenBank genome assembly.